This is a messenger RNA of Triticum dicoccoides, 1678 nucleotides long. Its product is annotated as putative receptor-like protein kinase At4g00960. Lineage: Eukaryota; Viridiplantae; Streptophyta; Magnoliopsida; Poales; Poaceae. The transcript is spliced from 8 exons. The coding region runs from base 287 to 1639 and encodes 450 amino acids. Gene Ontology annotation, biological process: protein phosphorylation. Gene Ontology annotation, molecular function: protein kinase activity; ATP binding. The record is from RefSeq and is a predicted model, not a curated record.
GAGACUCUUAUCCUUCCCGGCCGUCAAGCUUUCUAGUCCAGAUCCGCUGCAUUCCACACCCUCUGCCACUUGUCUUCCACCUCCUGCAGCUUCAGGUUUGUGCGAGGUGGAGCUGCUCCUGGAGGCGACGAGCGGGAGGAAAGAGAUAAGCUGCCGGUCUCGACUCUCGAGCAAAGCCGCCGGCUGGUCGCUCCCCUACUCGGCCAGAUCCGCUCCAUGCCCUUCAUUCCUGCAUACAGAGAGCUAAGCUAGUCAAUCCUAGCACUAGCAGGAGAUAUAAAAUACCAUGGCAUUGGCGACCAAUUUCGAACACACAAGUGUGACCACAAGGGAGUUUAAACUCGAGUUCUUGGAACAGAUUACAGAUAAUUUUUCUAAGGAGCGCAUCAUUGGUAGGGGUGGUUAUGGAGUAGUUUACAAGGGAAUACUGGAAAAUGGGGAAGAGGUUGCUCUCAAGAAGCUCCAUAGAAUUGGGGCCCCAGAUGACGUUCAAUUUAUGAAUGAAUUUAAUAACCUUAUGAGGGCUCAACAUCCAAAUAUUACCCGGCUGGUUGGCUACUGCUAUGAUGUGAGACCUGAACGCGUCAAAUUCAAAGGUCAAUAUAUUAUGUCCUUGGUGGAAGAAAGAGUUCUCUGCUUCGAAUAUUUGCAGGGUGGAAGCCUUGACCAGCAUAUUUCUGAUGAAUCGUGCAUACUUGAUUGGCACACAUGUUUCAAAAUUAUCAAGGGAGUUUGCCUGGGUUUGAAUUACCUUCAUAAUGGGUCCAAAGAUCCUAUUUACCAUCUUGAUUUGAAGCCUGCUAAUAUAUUGUUGGACAAGAACAUGGUCCCAAAAAUUGGAGAUUUUGGUUUGUCAAGGCUCUUCCCUUCAGCACAAACCUGUAUUGCAAGCAAAAUUAUAGGAACACUUGGAUACAUGCCACCAGAAUAUAUUGAGAGAAAGGAAAUAACAUCAAAGUAUGAUGUAUUCAGUCUGGGUGUUAUCAUCAUACGGAUAAUAGCAGGACAUGAGGGCUACUCCAAAUGCGCACAUACGCCUUUGCAAGAAUUUCUUGAGCAUGUACAUGAAAACUGGGGAAAACGACUACAGACAACAAUGCCACCACAUACAUCAGAUCAAAUUCAAACAUGCAUCGAAAUAGCACUAAGAUGUGUGGAGGUUGAUCGUGAGAAAAGGCCAACUAUAGCCGAGAUUGUCGGUGAACUAAACAAGGUCUCCGACUUCCAAAGCAAGCCUGCCUUAAACCAAAACACACUGUCAGAAUGCCGAGGCGGAACGCCCCUGUUGCCAUUCCACGCUUGGUCUACUGAAGACGAGGUCCAUGUCACCGUUGGCGUGUUGUCCCCUUUGGAACCACAAACCCGACAUGGACAUCCUUUACGUCGGCGUUGGCUAUCGUCGUCGUGGCGGCGUGACCUAGCUAGACUAGCAUUAGCACUAGCAGUCAUAGUAGGCGUAUUAGCAGGAGUACGAGCAUGGAUAUCAUUGAUCGUUGAAUCAGGCCCCGUCGUCUACAUACUAGCGGGGGUUAGUUGUGGCAUUUUGUCAGUGCUCGCACGUAUAGUAGUGGGUGCACUGUUCGGUUUCAUUAUGAAUGAACCCAUACUCAUCUGUAUCCGACGUAUGUUUAGCAGGUGAAGUGGAUGCUUGGCUGCAAGGAGUAGUGCCCCAUGCCGU